AAACCUACAAAACCAAAAUAUCAAAUAUAUAUCUCUUAAAAAAAUUGAAAGCAAAAAAAGAAUCAUCAAAGUUUCAAGACAUGAAGUUCAUGACACUAAUGAUCAUCACAUUUGUGAUAGUCAUCAUGUCAUCUUCUAUUUUGAUCAAAGCAGAAGAGGCACAGUCAUGUGUUCCAACAGAUCUCAUGCCAUGCUUACCGGCAAUGACUACAGGAGGACAACCGGCUAAAGAUUGUUGCGACAAACUGAUUGAGCAAAAAUCAUGUUUAUGUGGUUACAUUAAAAACCCAUUAUAUAGUAUGUUUGUUAGCUCUCCACUUGCUCGCAAAGUUUUAGAAGCUUGUAAUAUUCCUUAUCCUAGUUGUUAAAUCUCAAUAUUUAUAAUAAGAAAGUAUUAUUAAUAAUAAAUCUAAAUCUUAUAUAACAA
Messenger RNA from Arabidopsis lyrata subsp. lyrata, 427 nucleotides. Its product is annotated as non-specific lipid-transfer protein 2. Gene Ontology annotation, biological process: lipid transport. The record is from RefSeq and is a predicted model, not a curated record. NCBI's taxonomy places the organism in Eukaryota, Viridiplantae, Streptophyta, Magnoliopsida, Brassicales, Brassicaceae. The transcript has a single exon. The coding region runs from base 81 to 368 and encodes 95 amino acids.